Messenger RNA from Aptenodytes forsteri (emperor penguin), 1475 nucleotides. It is a transcript of the gene ASIC1, whose product is annotated as acid sensing ion channel subunit 1. Bases 354 to 1475 code for a protein of 373 amino acids. Gene Ontology annotation, cellular component: membrane. Gene Ontology annotation, biological process: sodium ion transmembrane transport. NCBI's taxonomy places the organism in Eukaryota, Metazoa, Chordata, Aves, Sphenisciformes, Spheniscidae. The record is from RefSeq and is a predicted model, not a curated record. The transcript is spliced from 11 exons.
GCGAGCGGCUGUCGCUGAAGCGCGUGGUCUGGGCUCUGUGCUUCCUGGGCUCGCUGGCGCUGCUCGCCCUCGUCUGCACCAACCGCAUCCAGUACUACUUCCUCUACCCCCACGUCACCAAGCUGGACGAGGUGGCAGCCACCAGGCUCACCUUCCCCGCCGUCACCUUCUGCAACCUCAACGAGUUUCGUUUCAGCCGGGUGACCAAGAAUGACCUGUACCACGCCGGCGAGCUCCUCGCCCUGCUCAAUAACAGAUAUGAGAUCCCAGACACCCAGACCGCCGACGAAAAGCAGCUGGAAAUCCUGCAGGACAAGGCGAACUUCCGAAACUUCAAGCCCAAACCUUUUAACAUGCUGGAGUUUUAUGACCGGGCUGGCCACGACAUCCGGGAGAUGCUGCUGUCCUGCUUCUUCCGUGGGGAGCAAUGCACCCCCGAAGACUUCAAAGUGGUCUUCACCCGCUAUGGGAAGUGCUACACCUUCAAUGCGGGGCAGGACGGGAAGCCCCGGCUCAUCACCAUGAAGGGGGGCACCGGCAAUGGCCUGGAGAUCAUGCUGGACAUUCAGCAGGACGAGUACCUGCCAGUGUGGGGGGAAACAGACGAGACCUCGUUCGAAGCCGGGAUCAAGGUGCAGAUCCACAGCCAGGACGAGCCCCCGCUGAUUGACCAGCUGGGCUUCGGAGUGGCUCCCGGCUUCCAGACCUUCGUGUCCUGCCAGGAGCAGCGGCUCAUCUACCUGCCGCCUCCCUGGGGCGACUGCAAGGCCGUGGCAGGCGACUCGGAGUUUUACGACACCUACAGCAUCACUGCCUGCCGCAUCGACUGCGAGACCCGCUACCUGGUGGAGAACUGCAACUGCCGCAUGGUGCACAUGCCGGGCGAUGCCCCUUACUGCACCCCGGAGCAGUACAAGGAGUGUGCGGAUCCAGCCUUAGAUUUCCUGGUGGAGAAGGACAAUGAGUACUGCGUCUGCGAGAUGCCCUGCAACGUGACCCGCUACGGCAAAGAGCUCUCCAUGGUGAAGAUCCCCAGCAAGGCCUCUGCCAAGUACUUGGCCAAGAAGUACAACAAGUCGGAGCAGUACAUUGGGGAGAACAUCCUGGUGCUGGAUAUCUUCUUUGAAGCCCUGAACUACGAGACAAUCGAGCAGAAGAAGGCGUACGAGGUGGCUGGCUUGCUGGGUGACAUUGGAGGGCAGAUGGGGCUGUUCAUUGGGGCCAGUAUCCUCACAGUACUGGAGCUGUUCGACUACGCCUACGAGGUGAUAAAGCACCGGCUGUGCCGGCGGGGCAAGUGCCGCAAGAACCACAAGAGGAACAACACGGACAAGGGCGUCGCGCUGAGCAUGGACGACGUGAAACGCCAUAAUCCCUGUGAAAGCAUACGGGGCCACCCGGCAGGCAUGACGUACGCAGCCAACAUCCUACCUCAUCACCCAGCCCGGGGCACCUUUGAGGACUUCACCUGCUAA